GUUACAGUAUAUAUAGCAUCAAGUCAUGCUAUUACGAAAGAAACCACCUAGGCCCUACAAGGAAAGAAGAUAACACGUUCGAAACUUUGCGGGGAAAUACUCCUCUAAAGGUUCGUCGAUAGUAAAGAAGUGGAGAUACCAUUUUGUGGUUCAUACCGGGAAUUAUACUUGGGUUGAUUUGGUGCUAUCUACGGUAGAUAUGAAGCGGGCUGCAGGCGCUUUGGUCGCUGCCGUGUUUUGCAGUUUAUUGACGGGUUGCUUCUGCCAAGAUCCGACAGAUAUAUACCAUGGGUGUUAUUUUGACGGCGUAGACAGGGCUCUGCAGGAUCUCAUUACGUGCGCAGAUGGUAUGGGGGUCUGCCAAGAAUCGUGCGGCGACGAGCAAACUUACUGCGAGGGUGAAACGGGCAUGACCGUGGACUUCUGUCGAACACUUUGCCGCAACAGAAAUCUCCAAUACUACGCAUUGCAGGCUGGUUCGCAGUGCUUCUGUGGGGGCGCCCUAGCGGACCCCUUCCAGUAUACAGAGUAUACGGCAGACCAGGUGAAUUGCUCGUAUCCCUGCUCUGGAGAUGCCAGCCAAACAUGCGGAGGAGACUUCAAAAUGCAGGUGUACGAGUUUAAUGUACCUGUUCCGGAGGCGGAUUGUUUCCAUCCUGGGUUUGUUCCUAACUCAUACGUAUCUGACAACCUAUCGCCAACAGUUGGCGAGAAAGUGAAAUAUCUGUGUGAACCUGGUCACAUGAUCCUAGGGGAGCCACAGCUGACAUGUCAGACACUGAGGGUGUGGUCACCGGAUAGUCUUCCCACUUGUAAUUACACGGGAAUAUUUCCAGAAUCAACAACCCGCGGGCCUCCAUCAGAGCAGCCAGAAACAACCACCCCAGCUAGCACUACUUUAAAUGAAGUCUCACCAACAACAUUGCCACUUGUGACAAUUACAGAUUUCCUACCGUAUAUUAUUGGCGGUUCGGCAACCUUGUUAUUCAUCCUAGUGAUUUGUAUGGUUGCAAUAUUCACAUGUAACAGCCGAAAACGCUCUGGAAAUGCAAGACAGAAUAUUCGUCUCAAACCAGAGUCCAAUCCCGUAACAUUCAUCAAUGCAGGCUUCCAUGUGGAAGAUGAGGAGGCAGUUAACAAACCCGGAAUGCCGGACAUCCUUCGGGCGUCUGGUAACCUGCCUCUAAGUCCAGAUCAUUCCUUCAUUGCAAACCAAUAUCCUCAGAAUAGUCGGGUAUCCACGUUCGCUGAGGAAGGGGUGUACCAGAACGGGGUGGUGAUAGACUCUAGCGAUGCACCCCAAUUGCAUUACGCCAAUCUGGACGACGAGGAGUCACCUAGAGACAGCCCACAGAGUCCAAUCUAUUCUAACAUGGAGGAAGCUGCAGCAAUGCCGAACAGCGAGCCGGAAGCAUACGUCAAGCAAGACUACGGGAAUGGUUACGCCACUACGGACCGUCCGAACAGCAAACGUGUCUCUUCGUCUUCCACUGAUCCGGCCUCCGUGUACGCUACAGGGAACCGAAGAGCAAAGAAAAACGGCACCGGAACGAAGGAUCUCACCGGAUGGAGCCGGCCCAGCAGCUUGUACCAGCGCACCGUGCUGAAUGAGUCGUCGGACGAAGACAACACUGCGUUCGAUCCGGAACAACUGACCAACGCCCUCUACGCCCAGGUCGACAAGAGCAGACAAUCCAGUCGCGAGACUUUAAACACAACGUCUGAGGAUGGGAACUCCUUCUUUGGUGAUCCUUCUAAGACGUCGGCAACCAGACUGUGAGUGCAGAGACUCAGUGUGAGUGCUGAGACUCAGUGAGAUCUCGCGAUACUUUGAACACUAAUGAAGGGAAACGCUGCUGAAAACAAACAUAAUAUUAUCAGCAGACAGACCAAUAAGGUGCUGAGUGAGAUUGAACAAACGCACGAACCCUGACUAUAACACCUGCAUCACCAAUGAAAAAACCCCAAACCUUUGGUGAUCUUCCAGACACGGUGUGAGAUACCAAAUCAAGGCGGAGAGGAAAACAAAGGCUGGUUCCAACUUCCUACUAAGUAUUGCCUAUUAUUAUCAUUAAUUGUACAUCUUUAAAGCAAUGCAUCCGUCACAAUUACUCCGGGCGUCAUUGAAAGUCCAUUAAGAAAGUCCAAACUGUAUUUUAAUAACUGUUAUUUUUUAUAUACAACGCUCACCGAAUAUCAGAGUUAGUUUUUUGUAGAGUAAUGCUUUCUACUUUUGGAAUUAAUUAGAGCAACUGUUUUUCUAAACAGAAAAUGUAUUAAAGUGUACAAAUUAGAGAAAAUAUUAUAUAGACCAAUAUCAGUUAUAGCAUUAACAGCACUUGGUUUCGGUAAGUUUUUUUUUAUAUAAAUAAAUUUUGAAACGUGGCUUGGAAAAAGAGUGUGAGAAUAAGUUUGUGUGUUGUCUACUUCCCGUCAAAAUAUUCAAUCAUGAAAAAUACGUGCUCAUCUAAACCUUGAACGUUUUACGCGAACCUAAACAAGAGUGUUUUUUUACGAACACUUUCGCGUGAUGGUGCGUUUUGGCGGCUGUAACCAAUUACUGUUUCGGUCACUGAUGAGUGUCCAAAGUCAACAUAAACAGUUAUUGGUUACGACCGCCAAAACUUACCCCAAGUUUGUCGUAAAUCGUCACGUCUCAAGUAUAAUACUUUAUAUACCUUUGUCAUGGGUCGGCCAUCUUUUUUUAUUUGUCUCAAAAUCCAAACCGUUAUAACUAAACCGAGGCUAUAGGAAACAAAUUAGUCUGGUUCCUUUCUUAAGCAGUUGGUGCUAGCAUUCGUUACUGCUAGGGGACAUAACCAAGAUAAAGGCAACACGAUAAAGAUCUAUUGAAAACGCUAUACAAAGUUCAUAUUUCUUAAUUAAUUAAUAUUUUUAUCUAUCUGUUUGUUGUUAAAUAAUUUUAAGCGUUUUUGUCUGUACUGUUUGAAUCAUGUCUGUACUUGCUGCAAUAUAUCAUGUCAAUCUUGUGAAUCUGACAGGGGCGGGGCAUCAAAAUGGCUUCCCCGUAAAAAACAUACUUGUGUUCCCCUUCCCCGAUGAACAUAUCUAGGGAGUAAUUGCGCCACUGUUUCGUAAAAUGAAAAGAGGGAGAAUUGUUCUUGUAGAACAAUUCUUGUGGUUGAUUAAUUGUUUAGUAAUUUCAUCGUCCCUCUCUACCUCUCAUCACGUUCUUCCACAUUUGUGAUUUUUAAUUUUACAAAUUAUUUUUGUCUUCAGGUUUCCUUCAAAGCCAUAACCGUCAUGAGAUGGAAUAAAAAACAUUGCAAUCAAAACUACAAUUGUAACUAUUAUUGUUUACUCCUUGAAUAAUCUUUAUACAGUAUAUAUAUGUAUCCAAUGAUAAAUCAUUAUGGAAACAAA
Molecule: messenger RNA, 3384 nt
Organism: Asterias rubens (European starfish)
Lineage: Eukaryota; Metazoa; Echinodermata; Asteroidea; Forcipulatida; Asteriidae
Exons: 6
Coding region: 200-1780 (526 amino acids)
Cellular component (GO): plasma membrane
Source: RefSeq, a predicted model, not a curated record